AAUUGACCGGCGUAGGUUACAUUCAUGAUUCAAUUCUCAUUCUCGACUGAUUUUUACUUCAUUCAAAAUUGUGUUAGGUAUCUAUUUUUCAGAAACUUAUUUCGUGAAGUGAAUUUGUUUGGUGUUUCGGUGUUUGAUUUAUUCCUGUUACGACUAAAUAAUCCGCUAAUCCAAGCAGUCGAUGAUGAAAUCAUUCUACGACGAUCAUGGGUAAUCCUUCUGGCAGUGCCAGUUGCCGGUGACCGAAGGUGCGUUGAAAAAUGCGCGGUUGUAAAAUGUAAUGGGCUGUAAAUCGAGCAAAGAAGGAUUGACUGUAGUAUCGAACAUCGAACCAGUUAAUCAUCAUAUUUGCAUCAACGACGAACCGGUUCAUAUUCUUUUACCGUUGAAGGACGAGCAAGCAUACGACGAAGAAAAUUCCAUCCAUCGUGCACGUUUUGUUCAAGAAUCCGAGCCGAUUAACGAGAAAGUAUCGGACGAAGCCGAAACAGCGGCUGCUAUUAAAAUUCAAGCAGCUUACAGAGGUCAUAAAGUUAGAAUGGAUUUACGAAAGCCAGACGACAACACAACGAAUCUCUUACCCGAAUCUGAAGCCGAAUUAGAAGAAUUAACGAACGCGGCUACCAAAAUACAAGCUUCGUUUCGAGGACAUUUAACGAGAAAAAAUCAAAAAGGUAACGACCAAGAAGCGUUAACUAAAGAAUUGAAACGUCUCGAUACAAAGGAGGAAUCCGAAGAAUUGGAUAUCGAUUUAACGGAUCCAGAUUUAAACAAAGCAGCGACCAAAAUCCAAGCUUCAUUCAGAGGGCACAAGGUACGUAAAGAAGGACCCGAACCGUGCACACCGACCAAAACGAUCCCAGUCACAGCGAAAGACGCAAAGGCAAAAAAAUAAACGAACAGCUCUCGGUGAUCUCGGUUUAGCCGGCCGAGACAUGUUAGCACUUAUUAAGCUGUCUUCGCACAAUUUAAUAAAUUUUAUUCGUAUCACUUUUCGCCUAUUUGUUAAAAAAUGUUUUAAUUUUACAUGAAGAAUUAAAUGUUAUUUAAUACUUUGUUACUGUUAAAAAAAAAAAAAAAAUGAGGAAAAUUUUCAAUUUUUUUUUUUUUAUUUACGUUAAAUGUUGAACCAAACUAGUACAUAUUUUCAUGAUUUACGCUUAAAAAAAAAAAAAAGAUUACGAUACAAGAGCGAUGUGGUUAAUUAACUACCUACGUAGAUUUCAAGGAUGGAUUUUUUUUUCGUAGUUUGGUGUUCGAGAAUGUUUUUUUAAUAAAAAAAAAGAAUAAAAACUUGUAAAACUGUUACUGUUACUGUUUAUUUUUAAAAAGUAGUUUUAUUUUUUAAAUUCUAAAGUCUUACCAUUAUUUAAUUAUACGAUCGUAUGUUUAUGUUCUUUCGCUUAUCUGAGUUGAUAAUUAUAUUUUAUUUAUUGCUAUUU
Molecule: messenger RNA, 1442 nt
Organism: Planococcus citri (citrus mealybug)
Lineage: Eukaryota; Metazoa; Arthropoda; Insecta; Hemiptera; Pseudococcidae
Product: neuromodulin-like
Exons: 5
Coding region: 281-895 (204 amino acids)
Molecular function (GO): calmodulin binding
Source: RefSeq, a predicted model, not a curated record